CAUACACCCCGGGCCAGCCAGUAGUCUAACUCACGGUGUAUCGCCGCCAACACCUCACACCACCAUGAAGCGGAGGAAGUAAAAGAAGCAGCAGCGGUGGCGGGCAGCAGCAAGUACAGCCGCUACAGCACCACCAGGAGGGAGGACCAGCAACACCAGCAGCAGGAAGGAACAGCAACAGGAUGGGAGGUGGCAGCAGCAAGAACAAGACUAAGGGUCACCUGCUGGACACACUACAUGACCAUGACGGGAGCAUCACCUGCAUGACGCUCUCUGAGGACGGCUCCCUCCUGGUGACGGGGUCCUACGACAUGACGGCCAAGAUGUGGAGUACUAUGAGUGAACCCACCGAGUGUCUUGGUGUACUCAAGGGCCACACUGGCAGGAUCUGGUGUGUGACCAUGAAAGGCACCUUCGUGUUUACGGGUUCUGAGGACAAGACCAUUCGGAAGUGGGAUAUGUGUACCUCCGAUUGUCUCUUUACCUACAGUGGACACGUGCAACAGGUUCAUCGAAUUAUCUGCUCAGGGGACUUCAUGUUCAGUACUUCCUAUGACAAGACGGCCAGGGUGUGGGACCUUCACGCCGACGAUGUUAUGGAAUCAGAGGAAGCCUGCGUCAGGAUCCUUGAGGGUCACCAAAUGGCUAUAUAUCCCAUCAUCUUCAUACCUGGCGACGAUACCGGAGGCCUGAACGAGGAAGGACUACACAUUAACCCAAGGGACUUGGUCAUCACGGGCAGUACGGACACCACCGCCCGUUCCUGGUCCUUGGAUAUGGGAAUCUGUAUAAAGACGUUCAAGCAACACAGAGGGUCAGUGUCAUGUAUGGACACUGACCCAACGGGGAAGUUACUGUACACCGGCAGUGACGAUUGUACUGUCAAUGUGUGGGACAUUAACAGUGGCCGAUGUCUUAAGACUCUUGAUGACCACAAAGGCUCGGUGACCUGCCUGAAGGUGGUGAAUAAACUCCUGUACACCGGCAGUGCGGACUCAAAGGUCAAGUGCUGGGUGAGGGAGUUCGGUGACUGUACCCGCACCUACAAAAUCAACAAGAGCGAAGGCGGUGUGGUGUGUUUCAAGUUCUACAGAGGUAUAUUGUUCGUCGGCUACACAGACCACUCAGCCCGCGCCUACGAUGCCAAGAGUGGAUCUAUGAAGAGAGAUUACCGCGGCCACACUGACUCCAUUAACUGCCUGACCGUGGCUGGUAAUAAGCUGUACACGGCCAGCUCUGACGGCUCCCUCAGGGUAUGGGACGCCUCCAAAGUCAGUACAGACGACGAGCUCUUCGAGUUGGCGGUGGCCAAAGCCUCACGUAAAAGAACAGCUGUGAGUCCUAUGGUUGGCGAGAUGCGUGAUGAAACGACUUCUGAAGGGGACGACUCCGAGGAGGAAGAGAACAAGCCUAUGGAUCUGGAUAAGUACCUCGACAAGUACCUGGGUGACGAUGUGGACCCCGUGAGCAAACCUGAGGACUCCACACCUGUAUAGAACCGUCAACCACACCUGUAUAGAACCGUCAACCACACCUGUAUAGAAUCGUCAACCACACCUGUAUAGAACCGUCAACCACACCUGUAUAGAACCGUCAACCAUACCUGUGUACAACUGUCAACCAUACCUGUGUAGAACUGUCAACCAUAGACACAACUUGCAUAAAAGAACUGUCAAUAAUCCUUAAUUUUUUUGGUGAAACCAUGGAGAAAUUUUACGAACGAAGGAAAGAGAGAAGACGAGGAAAGAAAGGAGGAAUAGAAUGACAUUAUAAUAACAAAAACAAUAAAAUAAAGAUUACAAUUCUCAGUUUUCACAUUUAAAAGAAAAUAAACAUUAUGAUUAUCACCAACAUUAUCUUUUAACAUCAUCAUUCAUAUUGUUCGUGUUUCUUAAGUCUGUGACGUCACCACCUGCCUCAGACUGUGUUGUAAUGUUCAGUGUUAGAGAGUAACUAUGUCCCUUUAUAUUCAUCCACUAUAACUGUGUCCAUUAGAUAAAUAUUCACUAUAUAUAUACAUAUUAUAUAAUGACGACGACGUGCCUAUACCACUUUUCAUAAACACAUACACUGUAUUUUUGCAUGCAGUCUGAUAAUAAUGUAUACCUAGCAAUAAAAUAUUUGAAUUA
Molecule: messenger RNA, 2129 nt
Organism: Homarus americanus (American lobster)
Lineage: Eukaryota; Metazoa; Arthropoda; Malacostraca; Decapoda; Nephropidae
Product: WD repeat-containing protein 86-like
Exons: 10
Coding region: 183-1496 (437 amino acids)
Molecular function (GO): protein binding
Source: RefSeq, a predicted model, not a curated record